Molecule: messenger RNA, 2652 nt
Organism: Jaculus jaculus (lesser Egyptian jerboa)
Lineage: Eukaryota; Metazoa; Chordata; Mammalia; Rodentia; Dipodidae
Gene: Chadl
Product: chondroadherin like
Exons: 6
Coding region: 58-2313 (751 amino acids)
Biological process (GO): toll-like receptor signaling pathway; immune response
Cellular component (GO): plasma membrane
Molecular function (GO): transmembrane signaling receptor activity; protein binding
Source: RefSeq, a predicted model, not a curated record
UUCGCUGGCCUGUCCCUUGUGCUGUGCCUCCAGGUUGGGCUGGCAGUUCAAGGCGGCAUGGAAGGGCCCCAGAGCUCCACCCAUGUCCCCUCGGUGCUGCCGCUGCUUCUCCUGUUGCUGCUGGGUCCAGCCUCGUAUGCAGUUGCCCAGCGAUGCCCACAGACUUGUAUCUGUGACAACUCCAGGAGGCACGUUGCCUGCCGGCACCAAAACCUCACUGAGGUGCCAAACACUAUCCCUGAGCUGACCCAGGAGCUGGACCUCCAGGGCAACAUGCUGAAGGUGAUCCCUCCAGAAGCCUUCCAAGACCUGCCCUACCUCACGCACCUGGACCUGCGGCACUGUCGCGUGGAGCUGGUGGCUGAGGGCGCCUUCCGAGGGCUGGGCCGCCUGCUCCUCCUUAACCUGGCCUCGAACCGCCUGAGCACGCUGCCCCAGGAGGCACUGGACGGGUUGCGCUCGCUCAGGCGGCUGGAGCUGGAGGGGAAUAUGCUGGAGGAGCUGCGGCCGGGGACCUUCGGGGCCCUGGGCGCUCUGGUCACACUGAACCUGGCCCACAACGCCCUGGUCUACCUGCCGGCCAUGGCCUUCCAGGGGCUGCUGCGCACUCGCUGGCUGCGGCUGUCGCACAACGCGCUCAGCGUGCUGGCCCCCGAGGCCCUGGCCGGCCUGCCCGCGCUGCGCCGCCUCAGCCUGCAGCACAACGAGCUGCAGGCCCUGCCCGGCGCCGCCCUGUCGCAGGCGCGCGGCCUGGCUCGGCUGGAGCUGGGCCACAACCCGCUCACCUACGCGGGCGAGGAGGACGGGCUGGCGCUGCCCGGCCUGCGGGAGCUGACCCUGGAGCAUGGGGCCUUGCAGGCUCUGGGUCCUCGGGCCUUCGCGCACUGCCCACGCCUGCACACCCUGGACCUCCGAGGGAACCAGCUGGACACCUUGCCCCCGCUGCAGGGCCCCGGCCAGCUGCGCCGGCUGCGGCUGCAGGGCAACCCGCUGUGGUGCGCGUGCCGGGCGCGCCCGCUGCUGGAGUGGCUGGCGCGCGCGCGCGUGCGCUCGGAUGGCGCGUGCCGGGGGCCGCGGAGGCUGCGGGGAGAGGCCCUGGACGCCCUGCGGCCCGCGGACCUGCGCUGCCCGGGACACGCGGCCGAGGCGGAGGAAGAAGAGCAGGAGAGAGCGCGGGCCGGACCCCGCGGCCCUCCGCGCCCCGGGAACGGCGAGGACGCGGCGGCCGCGCCCUGCCCCCACGCGUGCGCGUGCGUCUCCGAGACGCGGCACAGCAGCUGCGAGGGGCGCGGCCUCCAGGCAGUGCCCCGGGGCUUCCCCAACGACACUCAGCUCCUGGACCUGCGCCGCAACCUCUUCCCCUCGGUGCCUCGAGCGGCUUUCCCGGGCCUGGGCCACCUGGUGUCGCUGCACCUGCAACACUGCGGCAUCGCGGAGCUGGAGCCCGGCGCCUUGGCCGGCCUGGACCGCCUGAUCUACCUCUACCUCUCUGACAACCAGCUUUCGGGCCUCAGUGCGGCUGCCCUCGAAGGGGCCCCCCGCCUUGGCUACCUGUACCUGGAGCACAACCGCUUCCCGCAGGUCCCAGGGGCUGCCCUGCGUGCCCUCCCCAGCCUCUUCUCCCUGCAUCUGCAGGACAAUGCUGUGGACCACCUGGCACCGGGGGCUCUGGCGGGGGCGCGGGCCUUGCGCUUUCUCUAUCUGAGUGGAAACCGCCUUACCCAGGUCUCGCCCGGGGCACUGGGCCCGGCUAGGGAGCUGGAGAAGUUGUAUCUUGACCAAAACCAGCUGCGAGAGGUGCCCACCCAGGCCUUGGAAGGGCUGCCUGCCCUCCUGGAGCUGCAGCUUUCAGGGAACCCGCUCAGGGCCCUGCAAGAUGGGGCCUUCCAGCCUGUGGGGCGGUCCCUGCAGCACCUCUUCCUGAACAGCAGUGGCCUGGAGCAGAUUUCUCCCAGGGCCUUCUCAGGCCUGGGGCCGGGGCUCCAGAGCCUGCACCUUCAGAAGAACCAACUUCAGGCCCUGCCUGCUCUGCCCAGUCUCAGUCAGCUUGAGCUCAUCGACCUCAGCGGCAAUCCCUUCCACUGUGACUGCCAGCUGCUUCCUCUGCACAGGUGGCUCACUGGGCUGAACCUGCGGGUAGGAGCGACCUGUGCCACCCCUCCGAGCGCUCGUGGCCAGAGGGUGAAGGCUGCAGCUGCUGUCUUUGAACCCUGUCCAGGCUGGACUGCCAGGAAGGCCAAGCAGACACCAGCCUCCAGGCCCAGUGCCAGAAGAAACCCCAUCAAGAGAAGACAUCAAGGAGCAGACAAGUAAACCUGUCGCCCACUCCAAACCAACCGGGAGGAACAUUGUUCAGCAUUUCCUGCCAGGAGGGGUUCCGAAAAGCCCUGGCCUUUAUGCCAUUGGCUAUGAAGAAUGUAUUGAGAGGCCCCUCUCACCCCACAUGGAACGACGUUCCUUGGACCCUGGCAAAGAGGGCCAGGCUGACCUGGAAACCCUUUCAGCACAAGCCUCAUUACAGGUGGAAAUGGAACCCAUCCGAAUUACCUACUACUACCUCGGCAUUGCUGAGGUCAGGAUUCUACAGCAAUGCUUGUUUUUACAUUUCCAAGCAAAUACCAAAACCUUUAAUAAAGAUUGGGUUGGUAUCAA